GAGACGAUUUAAAGGCUGCUUAAAGCUUUAAAGGACAUUUUUGAGAGAGGAUUUAAGAGGUAUCUCGGAAGCAGAUCCUCGCACUCUCAAAGAUAUGCGAAGGCUUGAGCCUGGAAAGGAGAGGAAACAACAGGAUGAUCGAUGAUCCCCGGCACCAGUUCACCAAGAAGUAUGCAUCGGCAGCCACACAAAAUCAGUCUCUGGUCGAACGGUGUCAUAAGAUCUUGAAGUGAAGCGAAAGAAAAGGAAACGAUAACCAUGAGUGAAGAAAAGAAGGAAGACGCCCACUUGGACAAUUCUUCCGCAUUGGCCACGUCUCUGCCGCAUCCUGAUGGGUUCUUUGGCGCCGACAAGACGUAUGGUGGGGCAUUUGUCCCUCCACCAUUGGAACCCAUUAUGAAAAAUGUGGCAGAAGAGUACGAAAAAGCCAAAAUCGACCCUCAGUUCCUUGCUGACCUGGCAAACUUGAGGAAGACGUACAUUGGACGUCCAUCACCCAUUUAUCACUGCCAGAACCUGUCCAAGAAACUUGGUGGCGCACAAAUCUACUUGAAGCGAGAAGACUUGAAUCACACCGGAAGCCAUAAAAUCAAUCAUUGUUUGGGAGAAGCACUCCUAGCCAGGCAAAUGGGAAAAACCAAACUUAUUGCUGAAACCGGUGCUGGACAGCAUGGAGUAGCAUUGGCCACUGCUGCAGCUCUGAUGCAAAUGGAGUGUGAAAUUCACAUGGGAGAGAUUGACAUCAAGAAAGAAUGGCCCAAUGUCCGUCGCAUGCAAAUCUUGGGCGCAAAAGUUGUUCCGGCCACGCAUGGUGGAAAGUCGCUCAAGGAGGCUGUAGACUCGGCUUUCCAAGCAUACAUGGGCGAUCCCGAGCACAUGUUGUUUGCCAUUGGAUCUACCGUGGGUCCACAUCCCUUUCCAAUGAUGGUACGUGACUUCCAGGCCAUUGUGGGAUUCGAGGCGAAGGAACAGUUCCAAGAGAUUGCCGGACCGGGCAAAGCACCCGAUAUCUUGCUGGCAUGUGUCGGCGGUGGCUGCAAUUCACUUGGACUCUUUACCGCAUUUCUCGAUGACCCCAACGUCAAACUCAUUGGAGUGGAACCGGCUGGACAUGGAUUGGACAAGGGAGAAGGACAUCAUUCCGCCACACUCACCUUGGGAAAACCCGCUGUCUUGCAUGGCAUGAAAUGCUACACACUACUCAACAGUCAAGGGGAUCCCGCCAGUGUCCAUUCAUGUGCAUCUGGACUAGAUUAUCCUGGUGUAGGCCCUGAGCAUAGUUUCUUAAAGGACGCGGCCCGUGUACAGUAUGAAACGGCCACCGAUGAGGAGGUGAUUGAUGCCUUUUUCGAACUCUCGAGGAGUGAAGGUAUUAUCCCAGCAUUGGAAUCGGCACAUGCUUUGGCCUAUGCCAUGAAAAUUGCAAAGGACAUGCCCGAGGACAAGAAAUUGCUCGUCAAUAUGAGUGGACGUGGUGACAAAGAUUUGGACUAUGUCUGUGACUUGCAUGGUGACCAGUAUGGCAUUGGGAAGGAAGGGAUUUUUGCUGGUCCGACAAAGCACAGCAAAUAGACAAACAAACGGCCAACAGCUCGGCAAACCCAUCACGCGGCUUGCAACUGCACGACAAUCAAUGCCACCUGUUGCUGCUGAGUUUCUGUACAUGAACACGAACAAUCUUCGUAACCCACAGUCGUUUGGAAUGCUUUACACGUCGAAUGUAGCGAUACCAAAGUUUAUAGCGCUGUCAACAUUAUUAGCUCUUGGAUGGGGCAAGCGGUAGUGCCAGGGUACUAGUACCGGUAGCUGGAAGUGGUGGCU
This is a messenger RNA of Seminavis robusta, 1821 nucleotides long. NCBI's taxonomy places the organism in Eukaryota, Bacillariophyta, Bacillariophyceae, Naviculales, Naviculaceae. The record is from the annotation of a GenBank genome assembly.